Messenger RNA from Closterium sp. Naga37s-1, 3654 nucleotides. The record is from the annotation of a GenBank genome assembly. NCBI's taxonomy places the organism in Eukaryota, Viridiplantae, Streptophyta, Zygnematophyceae, Desmidiales, Closteriaceae.
AUGUAUCGAGGUCUCGGCGGGUUCGCGCCGUCAACGGCGGCCGUCGCGGAGUCGUUUUCCGCCGCGUUCCAGUGCGCGUCAGAUUCACCGGAUCUGGACACGGAGGGUGGGCCCGUGCGAAUCGAAGGAGCGAGGGUUCUGGGUCCGCUGGACGACUAUAUCGAACCUGACAAUAACGAGCACGCGGAGCUGGAACCUCGGGAUGGCCACGAACCGCAGCAGCUGUCGCAGGACGAAGUUCCACGUCAGCAGACGCGUAAGGGUGCUGUCGGCAGCCGUUUUUUCGGGCAGCAGAAAAGUUCAGUGGCGGAUAGUAGCGCAGUGGGAAAAGGGAGGACUCCAACUCACGAUUUCCGUGCGGGACCAAGCGUUGGGCAAGACGCCAGUAUGCCGUCAGAUCGUGUGCGAUCUGUAAAUGGGAUGCUUACUAACGGGAGUGCUAGUAACGGGAAAGCAGGCAACGGCGCUCGCAGUAACAGCACAGAGCCUGUGGCGAUUCCCAGACGAACCCUCAAGAUCAAGCCGCUUCAUCAGCUGACGAAACCGGUCCUGCAGCCCGACCGUGCUGCCGCUGGUGGUGCUGGUGGUGCUGGUGGUGGUGCGGGUGCUGGUGAGGAGGGGAAUGAAGGCGAUGAAAAAAUAAAGGGACCAGGAGGCUCGUCCGCGUUAGUGUCGCCUCCGCUUCCGUCCAUUGACUCGUUCGCGCACACUCGCCGCCUGCAGAGCCUGUCGAGCUUCAAGCCACGGUCUCGCCUGCUUGGGCGGCAGUCGCAAGGGGAGGAGGUAGGGGAGAAGGGAGGCGUUACUGCCACUGCUGCUGGUGCUCCUGGUACUGCUGGUGUUGCUGCCACUGGUGGUGCUGGUAACCCGUCAAGUAACAGCAGCACUGUGUCGUUCUCUAGCCGAGCGUCCCAGCUGCAGCAGCGGCAGCAGCCGCUUGUAAUGAGGCCCUUCCGUGUUCCCAGGCGGCUGAACGCGAACGCAGCGGAGUUAAGCACUCGUGAGGAUACGUCGUGUACGACUGCUGCUACUGGAGCGUCCAGUAACGGGGAUGGCGUGCGGGGAGGGCCCCUGGGCGGCAGGGUAGCGGGUGAAGGGGAAGGUGUAGCUAGGGACGGGUUUCGCAGGCUGCAGAGAGGUGGGCGGGGAGGCUUGGCCGGUAGUGCGACCGCCGCCGCCCCUGGGGUGGGUCUGAUGGGGAGUGAUCAGGUGGAGGAUGAGAUAGAGGGGUUUAGUGUUGGGGAAAGAGAGGGGGGAAGAGAUGGAGAGGGUUUUGGGCGUGGGGGGAUGCUGGCAGAGUCGUCUCGUGGAGGAGGGAUGGAGGUGGGAAGAGAGGGUGAUGGGGGAAUGCAGGGGAAGAGGAAGAGGCGGAAGAUCGUUCUAGUGGGUAGUGAUGGCAGUGAUGGGGAUUAUGAAGAGGAUGUGGAGGAGGAAGAGGAGUGGGGAGAGGGGAAGCGGAUCUCGCCAUUGAAACGAGGGGAUGAUGAUGCAGGAAGGGGCGCUGCUGCAGCAGCCACUUUCAAUGCGAGGAGGUUCUUUGGAAUCAGGCAGCCCGGGGACGGCCCCACCCAAGGGGGUCCGCAGGUGGGCCUCGGCAGCAGCGCGGCCGUGCAGAGGGUGGAGAGGGAGGAGCUGCGCGCGCGCCUGCUGGCGCUGCACGCCCCCAGCAAGGGCUGGCGCUCUGCUAGAGACCUGGGGGCGGUUGAGGAGCAGGGGAAGGGGACGGGAAAGGGGAAGGGGGUGGGGAAGGGGAAGGAGAAGGGGAAGGGAAAGGGGAAGGGGAAGAAGGGAGGGAAGAAAUCGGGGAAGGAUCGGUGGGAGGAGGAGCAUGAGGAGGAGGAUGAGGAGGAGGAUUGGAUUGUUGAGGAUGAUAUAGACGAGGAGAUAGAGGAGGAGAUCGAGGAGUUGGAGGGUUUAGAGUUGGAAGAGGAGGAGGAGGAUGAGGAUGAUGAAGAGGUGUUUGGUAGGAGGGGAAGGAGGGUCACGAAAGGGAAGCAGAAGAAGGAUGAGUGGGUGAGGAGGUCGGGGCGGGCUAGAAGGCCGGCUAGGUAUGCCCAGAGCGAGGAGUGGGAGGGGGAGGAGGAGUGGGGAGAAGGGGGGGAGGAUGUUGGGGGUGGAGGAGGAGGAGGAGGAGGAGGAGGAGGAGGAGGAGGAGGAGGAGGAGGAGGAGGAGGAGGAGGAGGAGGAGGAGGAGGCGGAGGAGGCGGAGGAGGAAGAGGGGGCGGAGGUGGAGGAGGAGGGGGGGAAGGGGAAGAGGAGGAGGUGGUGGUGACGAGGAGGAGUGUGCGAGCAGCAGGCAGGGCGGCUGUGCGAGGGAGGAGGUCACUGGAGGAAUGGGAGGAGGAGGAGGAGGCGGAGGAGGAUGAAGAUGAGGAGGAGGAAGAGGAGGAGGGAGGGGAGGGGGGGAGGGAGUAUAGAGAGAAAAAGGAGCAGGAGAGUGAUCCUGUGCUGGAAGCUCUGAGGAAAUCCGAGCAGAUCGCUGCAGCACUGAAGCAGAAGCUGCUGCUGUCUGCUGGGCGAAAGCAGGGGGAAAAAGGGGAGAUGGGGGGGUUGGGGGAGAAGGGGAAGCGGGGGUUGGAGGGGGGGUAUGCGGAGACGGAUGAGUCGGCUGCAAGGCUGAUCUCACAGGAUGAUGUGUCGGCGGCGUGUGGGGAGAGCGUGCAGCUGAAGGGGUACCAGCUGGUGGGAGUCAACUUCCUGCUGCUGCUGUACCGACAGAAGGUUGGAGGAGCAAUUCUUGCGGACGAAAUGGGCCUCGGCAAGACUGUGCAGGCGGUGGUGCUGUUGGGGCUUCUCGGUCACUUGGACAACAACCCCGGACCCCAUUUAGUGGUGGCCCCUGCCUCGCUCCUCGACAACUGGCAGCGCGAGCUGCAGCUCUGGUGCCCGCAGCUGCGGGUGGUGCUGUAUCACGGGGGGCAGAGGGGGGCGCUGCGGGAGCUCUACGGUGGGAAGGGAAAGAAGGGGAAGAAAGGGAAGAAGGAGAAGCGGAGGGAGAGGCGGAGGAAGGGAGAAGGAGGGGGAGGUGAGGGUAGUGGAGGGGAGGGGGAGGAGGAAGAGGAGGAGGAGGAAGGGGAAGGGGGGAAGCUGGGAUUUGAUGUGUUGCUGACGUGCUACUCGCUGUUUGAGAGGGACAGUGCCGCCCAGAGAGACGACCGGAAGUUUCUGCGCAGGUUCCGGUUCUCGUGUGUUCUGAUGGACGAGGCUCACCUGUUGAAGGACAGGAGCAGCCAGCGUGCGAUGAAGCUGCGACAGCUGGCACAGGCGGCAGAUUACCGGCUCAUGCUUACUGGGACUCCCCUGCAGAACGAUCUUCAGGAGCUCUGGUCGCUGCUCGAGUUCCUGAUGCCAGCCGUAUUCACCGCCCACCAGUGUGACAUUGCAGAAUACCUGGGCAAGAGGGAUCAGCCGUCCCAGAAGGGGGGAGGGGGAGGGCCAGCGGAUGAGGGGCUGAUAGGGCGCAUGAAGGCCAUUCUGGGGCCGUUUGUUCUAAGGAGAGUCAAGGCGGACGUUAUGAAGCAGCUGGUGGCGAAAGUCCAGAAGGUAAGAAUGGGGAGGGGGGAAGGAGGGUAUGGAUGGGUGUGUAGGAGUGUGUAUGGAUGGAGGAGGCAGCAACGUGUUGAGAGGGAGGGCGGCCAGCGGAUGAGGGGCUGA